AAUAAAUAGACAAAGACUGGUCGCACUCAGGAACAGGCUCACAACUAAGCCAGAAAACCUAAUAAUUAAAGCUUGUGUUUUCGUUUCCUUCUCCUCAAAAGCUCCGCCAAGAGCCGAUUGCUAGCUCUUUCUAUUACUAUGGCCAAUACCCUUUCAAAAUCCUUUUUUCAUCCCCUCUUUUUCUUCAUUUUUCUGCUCUUUUCAACUCUUGCUGCAGCAAAAUCUAAUAGUUUUUCAAGAAUCUUAUCUCCGGCGUCACUAGGCCUCAAGAAAGAGAAACUAACCCACCUUCGCUUCUACUUCCACGACAUAGUUAGCGGGCGAAACGCUACUGCCGUUCCAGUUGCCGAAGCAGCUACGACUAAGACCUACUUAUCGGCAUUUGGACUGCUGACAAUGAUGGACGACCCCUUGACCGUUGAGCCCCUCCGCAGUUCCAAACUUGUAGGAAAAGCACAAGGGAUGUACGCGUCAGCAUCACAAACAGAACUCAGUUUUUUAAUGGUCUUGAACUUCGCUUUCACGGAAGGGAAAUACAACGGUAGCAACCUUAGUGUUUUAGGAAGGAACAGUGUAUUUUCCGGAGUCAGAGAGAUGCCGAUCGUGGGUGGAAGCGGACUUUUCCGGUUUGCUCGUGGCUACGCUCAGGCAAAGACUCGUGAAAUUGACCUGAAAACUGGGGAUGCAGUGGUGGAGUAUAACGUGUAUGUGUUCCAUUAUUGAGUGAGUGUUUUCAUUGUCAUUUCUUUCAUUUUCUUAAGGCUAGUGUUUAUUUGUUUUCUUGUACCAAGAAACUGCUACUGGGUGUCUGUAUGUGUGAGUAUACGUAUAAAAGUUCCAUGGUAGGUAUAA
Messenger RNA from Hevea brasiliensis (rubber tree), 852 nucleotides. Its product is annotated as dirigent protein 22. NCBI's taxonomy places the organism in Eukaryota, Viridiplantae, Streptophyta, Magnoliopsida, Malpighiales, Euphorbiaceae. Bases 139 to 723 code for a protein of 194 amino acids. The record is from RefSeq and is a predicted model, not a curated record. The transcript has a single exon.